AACGUGCCUAGUGACUGGGGACUUGUUAUAUUCUGACGUACAAAAUGUAAUUGCAUGAUUCUGUUCAAAGUGUCACAGUUAAGGAAUCCCACACCAGCCAGCUUGUCCACAAGUCGUCGGAAUUUUCUCGUGUUGCUUUUACCUUCCGGAAUAAAAUUUCAACACGGCAAUUCCCGCAAAACCCCAAUGACGCAUCCAAACGAAAGUCGCUAGUUGUCUUAGGUCAAGAUGUUGAUUUUGGUAAUUGUAUCAGUGAAAGUAAAACGAAAUAUAACUAAAUCAAGCGAGAAAAACCCAACAGGGGGCCGUAUAUAAAUUGAUAACGACUACUCCGAGGUUAGUAUCGCUGUUUACACACUUUCACUCGCACUUUCUUGGUGUCGGUCAUUCGAGAUGCAUUGCCUUCUACAAUUUUGUCUCCUUGCAGCCAUCUUCACGUGCGUGAAGCCACAAUUGACCAGGAUCUCAGACGAGGCCAUUGAGUCCACGCUCAACGACAGGAGGUACCUUCUGAGGCAGCUGAAGUGUGCCACAGGUGAGGCACCCUGUGAUCCCGUAGGACGCCGCUUGAAAAGUUUGGCUCCGCUGGUCUUGAGAGGGUCUUGCCCGCAGUGCACUCCGCAGGAAAUGAAGCAAAUCCAGAAGGUCCUAGCCUUUGUUCAAAAAAAUUAUCCCAAAGAGUGGAACAAAAUCCUUCAUCAAUACGCCGGCUGAAGGCCAGGUGUGGGUAGAAUAACGAUGUAAAUCAUUUGCAUCUCAUUAUUUAUUGUAAUAGAUGCAGUUUUUUAUUGUUUAUUGAAGAAAUUUGUUCGUUAUUAGAAAUGACUUUGUUAUGUGAAACAAGUAGUCUAGUCUAGGCCUUGAAACUGCCUUUGUUAUUAAAACUGUAGCUUUAAUUUGGAACAAAUAAAACAUUUGGGAACACA
Tribolium castaneum (red flour beetle) is the source of this 926-nucleotide messenger RNA. It is a transcript of the gene Csp1, whose product is annotated as chemosensory protein 1. The record is from RefSeq and is a predicted model, not a curated record. The transcript is spliced from 3 exons. Lineage: Eukaryota; Metazoa; Arthropoda; Insecta; Coleoptera; Tenebrionidae. Bases 394 to 714 code for a protein of 106 amino acids.